CCGGAUACUGUGUGCGCUUGUGCAGGUUCAUCUAUUCCACGGGCGAUUAUUAUAAGGCCUAUAAUUUAUUGCACCCACGUUGAGGCAAGCAGCAAUGUGUUGAAUUUUAUUAUUAUUAUAAUUUUUUUUUAAAUUAAUGCUUAAUUGACGCGUCACCUACAAACAACAAAAUAAAUAAAGAAUAAAGAUGGCUGAAUUACCGAUGGGGAAAGGGGUGUCCGCAGGAAAAAUAGCAAGCAAUGUACAGAAAAAGAUUAUCAGGGCUCAGGAAAAGGUUCUCCAAAAGCUUGGCAAAGCCGAUGAGACUAAAGAUCUGGCAUUUGAAGAUUGUGUAAUCAACUUUAACAAACAGCUGGUGGAGGGCACCAAACUGCAGAGAGACCUUCGAGCCUAUUUGUCUGCUGUGAAAGCAAUGCAUGAGUCUUCUAGACGUGUCUACGAGUGCCUGGAUGACAUGUAUGAGACUGAUUGGUAUGGCAGAAAGGAUAUGGACUCCAUCUGUGAGGACUUAGAUCUCCUCUGGACAGACUUCCAUCAAAAACUGGUGGAUCAUGCACUUAUAUCCAUGGACACUUACCUGGGCCAGUUCCCUGACAUCAAGGGCCGUAUUGCAAAGCGUGACAGGAAGCUGGUGGAUUUCGACAGUGCCCGACACAAUUUUGCAGCGGUAAACAAAGGCAAGAAAAAGGAUGGGAUCAAGAUCACCAAGCCUGCUUCUCUGCUGGAGAGGGCUGCUCCAGGCUGGGCUCAGGGGAUCCUGUCAGCCCAUAAUGUGGCACAGACCAGCCUCUCCAGGAGUCAGGCAGAGGAAGAGUUGGACAGGGCACAGAAGGUGUUUGAAGAAAUCAAUAUAGAUUUGCAAGAGGAACUGCCAUCACUGUGGAACAGUCGUGUUGGCUUUUAUGUGAACACAUUCCAGAGUGUGGCUGGUCUUGAAGAGAAGUUCCACAGAGAAAUGGGCAAAAUUAAUCAGAAUCUGAAUGAUACGCUGGAGAAGUUAGAAAAUCAAGAUAUGUCCAGAAAUACAGGUAGCCAAAGGGUGAGGACAUCAGCAGCCCAGAAGAGUGACAGACCGCAAGAUGCCAAUCACACUUUGAGUCCAGGUGCACAGCCGGACAUUCCAAAAUCACCAUCUAAGCUACGGCCUACUGUUCCACCACCUCCUAAAGUUACUCCAUCAAAGGACCUGAAGCAGGAGAGCAUUAUCAAUCUCUUUGGUGAGGCUGCCACUCCAAAUAUCAGUGUCACCUCGCCAACACAGUAUGAUGCUCCAGCCACUGCUAAUCUGCUGGACAUGGACCUGGAUUCACUUCAAGCUGCCACCACCCCAGCACAGACAUGGGAUUCAUGGGGGCAAGCAGAAAAGGAAGCUGAUGUUCCCCAGACAUGGGACGAUGAUGGUACCCAGCCUGUGGGCUCUAGCUGGGGUGAUGAAGGUACUCAGGCUACCUGGGAUGAUGAUGGUAGCCAACCUGUGCAUGCUCCGGCCGCAUACCCCUCCUGGGAUGAUGAUGGCUCUCAUCCUGUGCAAGUGAAUGACAAUGAUUCUGCCCAGCAGGCCCAGGGGUGGGACGAUGAUGGGGCUCAGGCCACAGAAAGUGCAGCUGCUACAGAAGUUGAAGCUGCAACAGGAGCUGUAACUACAGCAGAAGCAACCAUUGAGAGCCCAGAGAGUGUAGAGAUGCCGGAAGCCUUCCUGUUCAAAGUGAAAGCAAUGCAUGACUAUGCUGCCAAUGACUCUGAUGAGUUGGAAUUGAAGGCAGGAGAUGUGGUGUUGGUGGUGUCCUUUGAUCAUCCAGAUGAGCAGGAUGAUGGGUGGUUGAUGGGAGUAAAAGAAUCAGACUGGAUUGAGUCUAAAAAUCAUGGGAAGAAAGGAGUCUUUCCGGAAAAUUUCACCCAGAGGAUGUGAGAGCCUGAACAUCAGCCUGAUCUGUGACACUUCAGCCCUUAGCCAAUCUCUAUUACUCUCUAUUACUCACAUUCUGAACUUUCCUUGAAAUUGCAAAUAUGGAAAAACUGUCCUACACCAACAAAUCAGAUAUACACCCACAGGCAAUCUGUUGGGUAAGUCUGUGAAAGUUGUUUGUAUUGUUGACAGGUUAGUAUUUGUAUUGUUUUGGGUGUCCUCACAUUGGCUCGAAUUUGUCAUGGUGUAAGGACUGUAUGAAAUUGGAUAAACCUCUUCUUUGACAAAAGAAAUGUGGCAUUCUGUUACAUUGUCUUGCAUUUUUUAAUAGAGGUAAAGCUGUUUCACCUUCCAGUGAGUUACGUACCCAAAGUUAGGAAAUAGUCCAGUUCUUUGCUUUAAAUGUUUUUAGACUAGAUGCUAUUAACCAUGUUCCAUUUUGUGUAGAAAACUUUUGAAGUCAUAUCCCUCAAUCACAUAUCCAAUACCUAAAAGAUGAGCUCACAAAAUGUUGAGGAAACUGCUAAUCCAUGUGGUCUAAUACUGAGUACUGUUUAAGCUGUAUGAUAUUGCUUAAAGUUCACCCGAAAAUGAAAACUCUCAUAAUUUACUCACCCUCAUGUCAUCCCAGAUGUGUGUGACUUUCAUUCUUCUUCAGAACACAUGAAGAUUUUUUGAAGAAUAUUUCAGCUCUGUAGGUCCAAACAAUGCAAGUGAAUGGUUGCCAAAAUUUUGAAGCUCCAAAAAGCACAUAAAGGCAACAUAAAAGUAAUCCAUAUGACUCCAGGUGUUAAAUACAUUUUUCAGAAGCGAUAUCAUUGGUGUGGGUGAGAAAUAGAUACAAAUUUAAGUACUUUUUGUUACUAUAAAUCUCCACUCUCCUUUUUUUUUUGGCAUUCUUUGUGCAUAUCGUCACCUGCUGUUUUCGGCUGGUAAAAUGUGGAGAGCUGAGUCAUUUUCCUAUCUACCGAGCUGUCUUCUGUGGAAAUGGAAUAUGACUAAUCAGCGUCAAAGAUCUUCCAGCACCAUUUUUCCUGCAUGAUUAAAUCAGUAACAAAAAAAGUAAAAAGUAAACUGACUAAUAUAGUUAGAGUAUAUUGUACUUCUUAUUAUGCACUUGUUCCUUAACACACAGUAUGCAGUCAAUGUGCACAUUGUGAGGAUGACAUAUUUAACCCCGGACUCUUGCUCAGGUUAAAUUUUAAUGAACCUGCGUGCUGUGUCUGAACCUCAGCUUUACUGUAUACACAAUAUUACUGGCCACAGCCAUUUUUUCUCUGUGAUUAUAAUUGUAAUUCACUGUGCAACUCAAGUCAUGUACAAAUAAUGUGUCUGCCUGUCAUUCAGUAAAAUAGGGUUUGUAUUCUGUGAAGGAGAACUACUGUCAAAUGCUCUUUGUUGUUAACAUGUAAUGCAAUAAUGUCUGCACAAAUCUUUAUUUCUUUAUCAAAUGUAUCCACAAAUGUGUGUCAGAGAUAUUGGGAUUUGAAAAAAGGGGUGGAUAUUAAUGCUCACAAAUGUGAGUUGUAUUAUGGUGCAAAACUAAAAAGUGAUUCAGAAAAUGCAUAAUAUGUAUUCCGUCCUCUUACCCUGUAUUUAUAGUUUUAUUUUUGUAUAUUGUGAGACAAAUGAGAGUCUAUGUGCCAUGAACUCUGGCUCACAAUUGGGGGUCUUACCUUGGUCUUUUCAUGUUGCAAUCAUAACCUACCAACAACCACACAGCAACAAGAGCAGAGCUUGUUUAUAAGUACUAUUUAUUAGGAAAAUGUUACAGCGAUAUUGUUUUAUCAGUCAAUUGUUUCUCUGAAUGAGAACUUGCCACACUUCACCAGUUUUGAAGCACGCAAGUGUGCGUUUGUCUGCACGCAUGGUUUUUGUAUUCUUUACUGGGAAAUCAAUGUGAUCUGUAUAGAGACUGAUCACUGAGUUAUCUAAGCUGCCAAUGCAUCUUUAUUAAGCUCUCGUGCAAGCUCUUGAUUAAAUUGAGAAGACACUUCCUCCGCCUAUACUUAAGCGCAGUUACAAGGUUUGCUAGUGUUGUUGCAUUUGUAGCUGUGAACAUUGUGUAAUUUUGUUGAGUUCAGUCACUAAUGAUUUUCUGAGCAUAUCUAUAUCUGUGGUUAGUGUGAAUAUGAAAGGAGUAAUGCUAAAAUCCUUGAGCAGUGUGUCAGUGCGUAUUAACUUGUUGUUUUAUUGCUGAGGGGGACUGGGAGACCAGGGCCACUUUAUGCUAUUAUAAGCCAUGAGUGCAGUCAUUCUGCAGACCUGUAUCCUGCUGACUCAACAAUGCUAAUAAACAUGGAUUUA
Messenger RNA from Xyrauchen texanus (razorback sucker), 4213 nucleotides. RefSeq names its product myc box-dependent-interacting protein 1-like. The transcript is spliced from 20 exons. The coding region runs from base 188 to 1909 and encodes 573 amino acids. Gene Ontology annotation, cellular component: plasma membrane; synaptic vesicle; cytoplasm. Lineage: Eukaryota; Metazoa; Chordata; Actinopteri; Cypriniformes; Catostomidae. Gene Ontology annotation, molecular function: tau protein binding; phospholipid binding. The record is from RefSeq and is a predicted model, not a curated record.